Molecule: messenger RNA, 1404 nt
Organism: Soboliphyme baturini
Lineage: Eukaryota; Metazoa; Nematoda; Enoplea; Dioctophymatida; Soboliphymatidae
Source: the annotation of a GenBank genome assembly
AUGACCGAUGAACUCGCGUUUCAGACGAUGUUCUGCAUGGAGCACGUGCCACAAACUCGCGAAGGUGUGCUUACCAAUCUGGCCGUGUUUCGUAAGGUAUUCGUCGACCGGGAUGAAAACCAUCUGCUCGCUAAACUCUAUCAGCAAGGUGAAACCGGCGACUUGUCGAUGCGCAUCGGUAGCCUGCUUUUUCAUCAUAUCGGUCAACUGCUGCCUCACCAGCUGGACGAUUUUCACAACAAGGAUUUCAUCUAUCCGGUGAGGAUGUUUGCCAUAACUGUUUUCCUGUGGAUAUGUUGUCACGCAAGCUGGACGAUAUUCCUUCACGUUUGCUGGAUAGUAGGAUAUUCUGUGACGAGGAUCUACUGGUCAAGAAAACAUCUGCGGAGACGAGAGCAGUAUCACUGCAGCAUCGCCGACGUGAACGGCAAGCCUCAAUUCUAUGUUACUUGUAAAGAUCCGUUUCUGUCAGAGGUUGUUUACCAGGCACCGAACGCAACAGAACUGUGGCGCGACAAUAUAUUGGAGCCACUGCAGAAUCGUCGUUUGAACUCUGAUUUACUGAAAUUGUUUCCGAUGUACAUAAGCGGCGAGAAUUUGUUCGGAUUUAUGGAGCUAAGUGUCCAGAAGAUGAUCGAAUCGGUAGGAUCAGGUUUUAUCGACAUUCUUUAUUGUUGUGCGUUACAUACGCGUUUGCCUGGCGUAAACAAGUUGUUGACGUACGAUUUCAAAAACGGUCGAGCUCCGUUGAUGGACUUGCCGUUGGCUGUGAAUCCUAGCUGUUGCGCUAGGUGUGAACCGAGGUUCAGGACGUACGUCAAAAGAUCCCAUAUGCUCAACGCGCACGCCAAUCACUCAAUCCAAAGCUUGCUAGCUUUAAGUGGUCUGUCGACCGACGCAUUACUGUGUACUUUCGGUGGUCGGCAGAGUCUGGCGUCCAAAUGGUCGCAGUAUCGCAAGAUGAAGCAGGAAUGGCAGAAUAACGUCUACUUGGCGAGAAGCAAAAUUCAGGGUCUCGGCUUGUACGCGAAGCGAGACAUCGAAAUGAGCGUCAUGAUCAUCGAAUACAUUGGCGAAAUCAUUCGCAAUGAGGUCGCGGAACGUCGAGAGAAGAACUACCGCGAACGAAACAGAGGCAUAUACAUGUUUCGCAUCGAUCCAGAACGUGUAAUCGACGCAACUAUGGCUGGCGGUCCUGCCAGAUACAUCAAUCACUCCUGUGACCCAAACUGCGUUGCUGAACUGGUGCAGCUGGACAAAGAAUCGAAAAUCGUCAUUAUGUCCUGUAGGCCGAUAUCCAAGGGUGAAGAGUUGACCUACGACUAUCAGUUUGACUUCGAAGACGACGAAAACAAGAUUCCCUGCCUCUGUGGUGCUCCAAAUUGUAGAAAGUGGAUGAACUGA